Messenger RNA from Hibiscus syriacus, 319 nucleotides. Its product is annotated as protein GLUTELIN PRECURSOR ACCUMULATION 3-like. Bases 81 to 308 code for a protein of 75 amino acids. Gene Ontology annotation, molecular function: protein binding. The transcript is spliced from 2 exons. The record is from RefSeq and is a predicted model, not a curated record. NCBI's taxonomy places the organism in Eukaryota, Viridiplantae, Streptophyta, Magnoliopsida, Malvales, Malvaceae.
UGUCAGUGUUAUUGAAUCUUCAAUAGCUGGUGAGAAUUAAGAAGUAAAAAUCAUUGAGACAGAAAGCAAGACUUGGACAAAUGCAUUACUGGGUUCGAGUUUCUGCUUCUGAUUUCUCCGGAACUAUUCCCCAGCCUCGAAGUGGUCACACCGCCGUUCCCAUCGGAAAAUCCAAGAUUGUUGUGUUUGGUGGCCUUCUCGACAAGAAAUUCCUUAAUGACAUCGCUGUUUAUGACAUCGUUAUUUGGGUUUUUUCCCUUCUCUUUCAUUCUUUGUUUUUAUUGGGAUUGUUCUUUGGUAUUUGGUGAAAGUUCUUUUU